Molecule: messenger RNA, 4598 nt
Organism: Gymnogyps californianus (California condor)
Lineage: Eukaryota; Metazoa; Chordata; Aves; Accipitriformes; Cathartidae
Gene: TXNDC16
Product: thioredoxin domain containing 16
Exons: 20
Coding region: 263-2782 (839 amino acids)
Source: RefSeq, a predicted model, not a curated record
AGACCCCCGCUGCCAAGAGAUCUCAGCUCGGAUCUCAGAGAUCCCACUGCUGGAAGGGCCGGACUGGCACAGACCCACCAGCUUUAUUUUUGGCAUCCCAGAUUCUCCAGCCGUACAGCCGGGCCACUGACCACAAGGGACUGCUGGGGCCAAGGGGAGACCUCGAUGCGUGAUGCUCUCCUAGCAGCCGUGGUGGAGGGACAAGGACUUCAGCUUCAGACACCCAGCUGUGACUCUCCUGUGCCUGUAGCUGAUAACAGCCAUGUCAGCCCAAAAGGACAGAUGGGUUUCUUCCUUCUCUUUCCUGCUCUUCUGUGCUUCCUCCGUCCCAAUGCGGGCAAGUGCGAGGCUGCUGCAGGAGCUGAGCCCCCAGGAGUAUUUCGGUAGCCUGCAAGCCGGCAGAGCAUCCCUGACUUACUUCAGCCACGACGUAUUUUUUCCUGGUGCCCAGCCCUUCUUGGAGCAGAUUGAGAACUCGGCCGAGGCCCUCCAGGACUAUGGCAUUUCGGUGGUGAAGGUUAAUUGUCCCAAAGAGGAUGUCUCAAGAUACUGUGGAAAAGAAAAUGCAUUAAGGAAAGCCUACCUGUUCAGAGGUAACAUGCUGAUCAGAGAGUUCCCCACCGAUGCCUUGUUUGACGUGAACUCCAUUGUUGCUAACGUUUUGUUUGCCCUGCUCUUUAAUGAAGUUAAAUACGUUGAAACACUGGCAGAUCUUCAGAACAUUGAAAAUGCGUUGAAGGGGAGGUCGAACAUGGUCUUCGCCUAUGUACCAGCUACUGGGACAGCAGAGCACAGAGCCGUGAUGGAGGCGGCUUUUGUCUAUGGGACUGUCCACCAGUUUGUUCUGACAACUGAGGCAACGCUGUUGAAAGAUACUGGCGAUGAUGAGCCUGAUGUGUCGUCUGCCCGGCUGUUGUUCUGCCACUGCCAGCGGGCCACGGACCUGGCACAGCCCUGCAGGAGGACAGCCAUGGGGCAGGCUCUGACGCUGCUCAACAUCCACAGGCACCUCAAGCUCAUGGGGGCUCCGCUGGUGACAGAGGUCGCUGAGGACCCCGAGAAGGUUUCCACCGUUCACUUACAGCUUGGGCUACCACUUGUGUUCAUCCUCAGCCAGAAAGAGACCUAUGAGGCUGACAGGAGGACAGCAGAGUUUGUGGCCUGGCAGCUCUUGGGGAAAGCAGGAGUUGCCCUUUUGUCCAGGGACCUCGUAGAUUUGAACAUUCUGCUCCGGUCAAACGUCGCUCUCAAGACACCAGAUGAGGGAGUGCCAAUCAAAUACCUGGUCUUGGAAGACACUGAUGAAGUUAUAACCUUGGUGGAAGAUAAGAACAAGGUCGAACAAAUCCAGGAGGAGGAAGAGGAGGAGGAGGAGGAAGAUGAGGAUGAAAAAGAGAAUAACAAUCAAGACAUUCAGGAUGAUCAAGUGGUGGAAGCAGUUUCCAGGGACAAGAAGCGAGAGCUGCCCCUGGAGCAGAUCCUUGCCCUGACAGAGGAGACCUUCCACUCUGCCCUCUUGGAGGCUGCCCGGACGGUGGUGCUGUUUUAUGCCAGCUGGGAGGCAGUGUCCCUGGCAGUACUGCGGUCUUACACCGAGGUGGCCGAUCGUCUGAAAGGAACUCAGGGGGUUUUGCUCUCUCGGGUAAACUGCUGGGACUGGCCUGGCAUUUGCACAAAGGAGAAUGUCACUCAGUUUCCUACCAUCAAGAUUUACGAGAGGGGAGAGCGAUCAGUGAUGUACAAUGGCAUGUGGGGAACCGAAGAACUGACCCGCUUCAUCGUGCUGAGCCAAGUUUCCUGCCCUCUGAAGCUGGCCACGAUUGAAGAAGCAGAAGGGUAUUUAAGAGGAGAGUUUCCAUCUGAGCUGUCAUCCUAUCACCACACUUCGCUUCUAGGAGUAUUUAGCACAGCCACGAGUGAAGCCAGGGAAGCUUUCGAAGAGGCAGGAAACAUCUUAAGUGGCCAUGUAACGAUGGGGAUGUAUUUCGAAGAUGAUGCCUUGGCUUUAUCCCGUAAAUACAUGGUGUCUCCCCCAGCCCUCCUCCUUGCCAGGAGCGGAGGUCGGAGCGUGGAAGGCAUCGCUUUGUCCAAACAGAGCACGCAGGACAUGGUGCGGAUGAUUAGAUAUGAAUUGCUGGACAUUUUUCCAGAAAUCACCGUGCAAAAUCUGCCCCGCUACUUGCAACUCAGAAAGCCCUUCCUCAUCUUGUUCAGCGAUGGUGACAUCGGUCAAAUGGAAAGCAAGGAAAUGCUGAAGCUGGCAAAAGGAAGAGCCCAGCAAGUGUUUGUGGCUUGCUGGUUGAACUUGAAGAAGACUCCAGUGGGAGGCGGGGUCCUGAAGGCAUACUUUGCCACCGUGCCUUCGCUGCCUGUUCUCAUCUGGGUGAACCUUCAUGCCGGGGGUCAGGUAUUCAAGUUCCCAUCAGAGCAGUCCAUCACUGAAAUGAACAUCUUGUCUUGGCUGGAGAAGCUAACAGCAGGACUGGAGAUUCCCAGCAGUACCUUGUCUGAGGAAGACUGGAAACCGCCUCUCCCUGCUUACGACUUCCUUCAGAUGAUGGAGACCGCCGUGCCCGAGCUUCCCCUCCGCACCUCCCACCUCCGUGGGGACACGCCGGCACGGCACCAGCCCAAAAGCCCAGGAGGGGACACCACCGUCCGGGAGGAGCCGUCCCAGGAGACCAAGGCAGAGAAAGUCGGAUCCCCUGGGAGAGACCUGCGGGGGACAGCCCCGAGGCUGGCAGCAAGGGAGAAGCAGGGCAAGAGACACAGCGAGCUCUGAGAACUGGGCAUCCCCCUUGCCCGGGGCAGUGAAAGAUGUGGGACGGUGCCCAGAAAACCCUCUCACGUUCCCAGCCCUCCGUGAGCCUUUACACCAAGGAGAGAAGUGCUUUUACCUGUAAAUUAAUGGUGAAGGGAUAAAACAGCCCCUAAGUCUCAGUGUGAGUUCCCUGCUGCAGUGUGCUGGUCAUCCCGGCUGCUGUGGGGAUUGCAUUUCACAGCAAGCUGUGAGAGCAGAUCUGCAGGGAGGUUGCUGCGAGGGAGCUCAGCCCACCCCAUAGCUGGGGGAGAGAUGGGGUGAGCUCACCACGUGCUGGAGGCUCGCCCACGCAACGGACUACGCUGGAAAAGUCGAAUCAGCGCAGCCCUGCUCUAUAGUUUCUGUAUGUCUCACAUAGGCGCUUCGGUUGCCCCCGAGCAGGAAGGGGUGAGUGAUUCCAGGAUAGAAAGCACAUUUCUCUCCUUCUGGUUGCAGCAGCGGCUCUACUGAUGGGUGUCAGCAAGCCCUGCUCUCAAAAAGUGAUUACAUCUGCGCUGUAACCAUGUGGAGCUGAGUGGGCAAGCAUGCCACCCACUCCGGGGCUGCUUAAACUGGCACCCGCUUGUGUUUACACCUGACUUGUGAACCGAAUUUGUGAGCAUGUUCAUCCUCGGGGGUGAGAGGAGUAUCUGGUUAAAGCAGUUUUAUUACGAAGGCCAGAGCUCAGGUCAUCACAACAGCCGUGAAUAGCCAGGACAAAAAUUUGCCAGCAAAUCCCAAGGGCAGGGAGGUUGGAAGAUGGCUUUGCUUGGUGCUGGCAUUUUCUUGGUUACAGGCCCAGGGGGUUAUUUGCAGCCUCGAUUUUUCUUUGCUCUCAGUGACAGCAGCAAGGUCAGCCUCCUGAGCUGGGGACGGUGCGGGGAGUGAGGUCUGCAGAAAGCCCAGCGCUUUGCAAACGAGGGGAGGGAGACGAAGGGCAAGGCUGGCAGUGCCGGGGACAGACCCUUCCGAGGUGGGAUGGAGCUGCUUCACAUCCAUCGGGGACAGGGAGAUGCGGGACCUGGGGAAGUGGCUUUCCAGCCUCUGCCCGUCUCCUGGGGACAGCAAAAGGUCUGUCGUUCCUUGCUGGAGGACCUGAGUCUGCAGGCCAGCGUGGGAUGUGGGCUGGGGAGAGCCGUGUGUUUGGAGGGAACGCUUUGUCUAAUCCCACCCAUGCCAUGACAUCUUCCCAUCCCCUUCAAUAAACAUCUGCUCCCUUCCACAGCACCGCUGAGAUGUGCUGGGAGGGUCGGAUCCUCCCCCUUCUGGCUCUGAAGUUACUGGGGAGGGGAAGAAUUGAUGGUAAAGAACUGCUGAGAGCAUUGUAAAGUCUAUAUUUCUCAUCGUGCAAGCAGCCCACAUGGUUGGGAGUAUUUUGAAACGCCCAGAAAUAGACCAUUAGUCCUGGGCUCUCCUUGAAGCCCUUAAUUGAAACAGACCGUUUUUGGACUUAAUGACAGGCUUAGAGCCAAAAUGUAGGUAUUUAAAGUAAUAAACUGUCGCAUGCAGAUCAGAGCCUGCCAUGCAGCUGAGUAUUCCCAAGGGAAGGAGUAGGUCAGGGCGCGAAUAGAUCCUCCGUGAUUUCCCGUCAUUCCUCUUCUGUAUAAGGUCCUUACACUGCUGGGCUCUACGAGCUGUACGUCGGUCGUUUCCCAUCCUGUCCCUAAUGACGCCACUGCUGCCCUUACAGCAUCGCUCCCCCGCUUGGUGCAGGUGAAGUGCGAUAUUUGGGCUUGUCAUUGAUGUCUUAAAGAAAUUCUGUCUCAAGUACAGUCAAUCUGCAUCUGUCUUGGACGCA